GUGGGAGGAGCUAAUUUGAUCAAAGGAGACCGGAGGACGGGAAGCUAUAGGCUUUUGGUUACGGCAAGGAACACGACCUGUUUUAUUUGCGAACAAGGACCAUCGGCGUACACGGGAAAAAAAAAGUCGCCCGGGUGAAAUGAAGACAGCCAUCCUUAUUCUUGCACUGGGCAUCUGCGCCGUCUCAGCCGGCUCUACGCCAAAUCCAGGCCAGUCCCUCAAUAAACAACCCGUAGAGCAGGAUGCCUACGCAAAGCAAAGUGAAAAAGGCUCCGGAGAAAAGCAGCAGAUCCGACAGCUAUACGAACAACAAGUUUAUCAGCAGCCAACCAAUCAGCAGGUCUUGCUCAAUGGACAGCAACAGCAGCAGCACACUAAAGAACAGCAGUACUAUGCCCAGCAGCAAAGACUGCACAGCCAACCACGACACAGUCAGCCGCAGGCAGAGAAACCCUGCACAAAAUUGACUCCCAGAUUCUUCGAUGUCUUCAGUGAUCCCGAAGCCAUCGGAUCGCAAAUUUUGCUGUAUGUAGGCCAGACCAUCCAGAGCACGCUACUUGCCUUAGCCAUCAUAUUCACGGGGAUCUUCGUAUACGACUUUAUCACUGGGAAAUAUUCCCGUACAAUCACAGUGACAUCUGAAGGCCGAGCUGACACCCCGGAGAGUAGUGUUGAUCUGUACGAAGUCGCCGAUAGAGUCUACAGAGCCCUUGAAAAAUUCCAAGACAAAUUCCAGUUGUUCCAAGACCAAGCUAUUUAGACGACCUUUUCCUGAAGUCUUUACACAGAAAAAGCUGCUUUACAUAUUCCUUUCUUUAUUUGUCAUUUAAUGCAAUCGACCAGAUGACGUCUGCUGUUAUGAUCAUUGCAUAUUACCAUUACCAUCUGGUCUUCAAAAAUUUCUAUUUGGACAAUUUUAUCGACCUUUUAUGUAAGUUUUUUAUUACUAUUUUGUGUUUACACUUAUCAGUCUUUCCAGCAACAGUAUGGUAUGAUGGAAUGCUUAAUUAACUUACUAUUUUUCACUUUUACAGUUUUAUCUUUCAUCCAAAAGAAAAAAAAAUGCGCUUAUUUAUUUGGUGAUGACGUGCCAUGGGGAAUUAUUCUUACAAGACAUAGAUUCCACCUGGCUGGAUUUGGCUUCCACAACUACUUUUUUUUCUUUUAAGGAAAUGAGACUGAAUAAAUGUGAUGAUAGUGUAGUAGAAUAAAUACCCAAAAGUCAAUAAGAGCAUAUAAAGCAUUUUAGUUAUCAGUAACCUAAUCAUAUAUGUGAAAUGUAUUUGGUAACGGGGGAAGUUUAUUCAUAAACCAUAUAUGUUUUUCAUAUCAAUGUAGUACUUCGUAGAACAGAUUAAUUUCUGUACAAACUGAU
Messenger RNA from Macrobrachium nipponense, 1375 nucleotides. RefSeq lists its product as uncharacterized. Lineage: Eukaryota; Metazoa; Arthropoda; Malacostraca; Decapoda; Palaemonidae. The record is from RefSeq and is a predicted model, not a curated record. The coding region runs from base 140 to 760 and encodes 206 amino acids. The transcript is spliced from 3 exons.